UCUAACCUAGAACUAUACUAAAAAUAUAAACAAAUAAAAGUUAUAACGAACAACAGUGGUUUUGGUCUUAAAAUGAGAUUUUUAUCUCAAAUAUUUCAGCCGGUCAUCACUAUACCCAAAGGCGCCAAAAUUAAGAACACGGAAAUAACAUGUAAAAGCCAAAAGCUGCUCAUGGAAUGUGGGCUGGUCAGACCCACAAGCUCGGGGCUGUUCACCAUACUGCCCCUCGCCAGGAGAUCCAUCACCAAGUUAGAGAAUAUCAUACACCACUGCUUAGAAGAGGUGGGAGCCCAGAGGCUGUCAUUACCGUGUUUGACGUCAGCCAAGCUGUGGAAACAGAGUGGCAGGAUCGACAGUGUUGGUCCGGAGCUCAUCCAGGUUGAGGACAGACAUGGAAAGAGAUAUUUACUUGCCCCGACUCAUGAAGAAGCAAUAGCUGAUUUAGUUGCAGACAUAGGUCCUUUAUCCUAUAAACAAUUACCGUUUCUCCUAUAUCAGAUUGGCAACAAGUAUCGCGACGAACACCGACCGAAGCAUGGCCUCCUGCGCUCGCGGGAGUUCAGCAUGCUGGACGCGUACAGCAUACACGCGUCGGACGCCUGCGCGACCAACACUUACAACGUCGUGACCGACGCCUACAAGAAGAUAUUCAGGACAUUGGACUUACCUGUGCAUAGAGUGCAGGCGCCGCCGGGGGACAUGGGCGGGCGGUUGUCGCACGAGUGGCAACUGCCCGCCGCGGCUGGCGAGGACGCGUUGGCGGUGUGCCCGUCCUGCCACCACGCCGCGCGCGCCCGCCAGCCCGGCGCGUGCGAGCGUUGCGGGGCCGACACGUGCGCCGUCAACAGCAUAGAGGUCGGCCAUACAUUCGUGUUGGGCGCCCGCUACAGCGAGCCCCUGCUGGCCGGCUUCGUAGCCCCCGACGCCUCCACCGCCCCCGUGCACAUGGCCUGCUACGGCAUCGGGGUCACCAGGUUGCUCUCGGCCAGUGUGGAAGCCCUGUCCAGCGAGAAGGCGCUCCGCUGGCCGGCCGCCAUCGCGCCCUACUCCGCCGUCGUCAUCGGCCCCAAGGAAGGCUCGAAGGAGUGGUCGGCGCACGGCUUCGACCGCGUGCAGGACGUGGCGCGGCGGGUUGAGCAAAACGCCUUCCGCGAUGACGUCAUCGUGGACGACCGCCACCAGCUCACCAUCGGCAAGCGCCUCAUGAUGGCUGACAGGAUGGGCUACCCGCACAUCGUGGUGUGCGGGCGCGGAGCCCUGGAAGCCCCGCCCCGGUACGAGCUGUUCCGCAGCGGCGACGCCGAGCCGCGCGCGUUGGACCUCAACGAACUGCUGGCCACGUUGGCUGACCAACGCAUCCGACAGCCCGUUGACGCGGGCGCGGACUACGGCGAGAGCGCUGGCUAAUAAACUCUUGUCUCUUG
Messenger RNA from Pararge aegeria (speckled wood butterfly), 1424 nucleotides. RefSeq names its product probable proline--tRNA ligase, mitochondrial (gene ProRS-m). The transcript has 10 exons. The record is from RefSeq and is a predicted model, not a curated record. Gene Ontology annotation, molecular function: ATP binding; proline-tRNA ligase activity. Gene Ontology annotation, biological process: prolyl-tRNA aminoacylation. The coding region runs from base 73 to 1407 and encodes 444 amino acids. Gene Ontology annotation, cellular component: cytoplasm; mitochondrion. NCBI's taxonomy places the organism in Eukaryota, Metazoa, Arthropoda, Insecta, Lepidoptera, Nymphalidae.